Molecule: messenger RNA, 2719 nt
Organism: Leptonychotes weddellii (Weddell seal)
Lineage: Eukaryota; Metazoa; Chordata; Mammalia; Carnivora; Phocidae
Gene: IFNAR1
Product: interferon alpha and beta receptor subunit 1
Biological process (GO): type I interferon-mediated signaling pathway
Cellular component (GO): plasma membrane
Molecular function (GO): protein binding; type I interferon receptor activity
Source: RefSeq, a predicted model, not a curated record
GUGCUGCGCGAGGUGACCGAGGAUGUGACUUCCUUGGCCGGCGGUGACCCGCGGACGAUGCUCGCCCUCCUGGGCGCGACGACCCUGGUGCUGGUCGCUGCGGUGCGAUGGAUGUUGCCCGCAGCCGCAGGAGGAACAAAUCUAAAAUCUCCUCAAAAUGUAGAGGUCUACAUCGUUGAUGAUACCUUUAUCCUGAGGUGGAACAGGAGCGAUCCGUCUGUCAAGAAUGUGACUUUUUCAGCAGAUUAUCAAACACUUAAAAAUGAUACUUGGGUAAAAUUGCCUGGCUGUCAGUCUAUCGCCAGUACCAAAUGCAACUUUUCUUCAGUCAAGCUCAAUGUUUAUGAAGAAAUUAAAUUGCGGAUAAGAGCAGAGGAGGACAGCAACACUUCUCCGUGGCAUUAUGUUGAUUCAUUCACCCUAUUUGAAAAAGCUCAAAUUGGUCCCCCAAAAGUACAUUUAGAAGCUGAAGAUAAGGCAAUAAUAAUAAACAUCUCCCCACCUGGAACAAAAGAUCAUGGCAUGUGGGCUCUGGAUAGCUCAAGCUUCACCUACAGCUUAGAUAUCUGGAAAAACUCUUCAAGUGGAGAAAGAAGGACUAAAACUGUUUACCCCAGAGAUAAAAUUUAUAAACUCUCACCAGAGACCACUUAUUGCUUAAAAGUUAAAGCAAGACUUCUGCCGAGAAAAACUGGUGUCUAUAGUCCCGUGUAUUGUAUAAAGACCACAGUUGAAAAUAAACUGCCUCCACCAGAAAAUAUUCAAGUUGAUGCUAAAAAUCACAUCUAUGUUCUUAAAUGGGAUUAUACAUAUGAAAAUGUGACUUUUCAAGCUCAGUGGCUCCAUGCCUAUUUAAAAAAGAUUCCUGGGGACAAUUCAGGUAAAUGGAAACAAAUACCAAACUGUGAAAAUGUCCAAACUACACAGUGUGUCUUUCCCAAAAAUACUUUCCGAAAAGGAAUUUACCUUAUCCGUGUUCGAGCAUCGGAUGGAAAUACCACAUCUGUUUGGUCUGAUGAAAAAAAAUUUGAUACUCAAUUACAAAUUACCCUGUUUCCUCCAGUCAUUAUCAUGAAAUCCAUUAACGAUGUUUCCCUGCGGGUCUAUAUCAGCGCUCCAGAAGAGUCUGAAAGCAAGCCUGUGAACCAUCAUUACCCACUAAUUUAUGAAAUUGUAUUUUGGGAAAACACUUCAAAUGCUGAGAGAAAAAUUCGAGAGAAUAGAACGGAUUUUACUUUUCCUAAAUUAAAACCACUGACUGUAUACUGUAUCAAAGCCAGAGUGCUCAUUCAGGAAGAAAAGUGGAAUAAAAGCAGUGUUUUUAGCGAUAUUGUGUGUGAGAAAACAAAACCAGGAAAUACUUCCAAAACCUGGCUCAUAGCUGGAGUUUGUGCUGCAUUGUUUUCCAUCCCGGUUGUCAUCUAUGUCAUGAAACUUCUCUUUAGAUGUAUCAGUUAUGUGUUCUUUCCAUCAAGUAAACCUCCUUCCACUAUAGAUGAGUAUUUCUCUGAGCAACCGCUCCGGAAUCUCCUCCUUCUCACUUCCGAGGAACAAACGGAAAGAUGUUUUAUAAUUGAAAACACAAACACUAUCACGGCAGUAGAAGAAACUAACCAAACCGAUGGAGAGCACAAAAAAUAUAAUUCCCAAACCAGUCAAGAUUCGGGAAACUAUUCUAAUGAAGAUGAAAGCAGUGGAAGCAAAUUCAGCGAAGAAUUCCUGCACCAGGAAACCGAGUGACCAGAAGCGAGCUCUAGAACACUCGGGAGUCCUGUGGGAGCCGCGCUCGAAGCCUGGGUUCUCGCUUCGCCCUGUAACUAUGCAGAGGAUCCCGGCUUGUUGGGGAGGGAAAACGUCUUGGGUCACUGGUCUGAAAAUGCAGGCAAGUACUUGUCCGUGGGACAGAAGUUCUCUCUAUUCUUUUCUGUGCGCAGACCCUUGAAAGACCUGUCACUGGACCUGCCUGAUGAAAUGAGUGAAAUCCAGAAAAUGUUCUCUGUGUCUCUGAUGACAUCUCAAGUGCUGUGCUAACAGCCAUGUGACGAAGCACAGGGUCACUGUGUUCCUAUCGGCUGACACCGUCACCGAGAGCCUGUGGCUGUCCGUGUCGCCGACUCGUCCUCCAUUCUCAGUGUUACAGUUCAGGAUUUUUCAGGAGGUAUUUAGACACUUUGGACACCGAAGUGUAGAAAGAAAUUUCUCGAGAAAAGCCGGAUACCAUUACCACUGGUUCUCUAUAAAAUAGCUUACCCUAGAAAACGUCUGCAGGUGCCAGAAAUGUGAUCCUUACAAUUUUCAGGGGAACCCUGUCCACGUGUCCCCAAAACCUUGGCUCCUACAUCACAGUCACCUCUCCCUUCUGUGGUUUAGGAUUCAAGCCAGGUCAUCUUUUCCUAUACAUUAAUACUUCCUAACUCCCAACCUAAUCCCCAACCUAGUAGAACAGUAGCUUCUGAUUCGAAUUUGCAGUCAGUGAAGUGAUAGAGAAAGGGACAACUGUCUAAUCAGAGAAGUUAUUAUGAUAUUUUAAGAUAAGGGAGUAUGUAGAGGUUAGUCACAGUGUAUGCAGGAAGCCUUGGGACCAGAAAAUGCUCCUGAUAGAACAGACAGAGUAAGAAGUAGAAUCAUUCAGUAGGAGAAAAGCAGGUGACUUCCGUGAAAAAUAAGAGUAAUGCGUCUAAUCAGCUUUUAAUUAUUAAAUUAACUGUGGGGUUGCUCA